AUGAAUGGUUCAAUUGAUUUAACAUUAAAAGAUGAGCCAACUCAAGUUUAUGAAGAAUAUGAAAGAUAUCCAACAACCGAUUCUGAAACCUUAUCAUCCAUUUUGCCAUUACCAAAUAAUUCAUUGACCACUACCAGCCAAAAAAAUCAUUAUAAGAGAGCAAAUAUAAUUUAG
Entrophospora sp. SA101 is the source of this 174-nucleotide messenger RNA. The record is from the annotation of a GenBank genome assembly. Lineage: Eukaryota; Fungi; Glomeromycota; Glomeromycetes; Entrophosporales; Entrophosporaceae.